This is a messenger RNA of Saimiri boliviensis boliviensis (Bolivian squirrel monkey), 3452 nucleotides long. It is a transcript of the gene TMTC4, whose product is annotated as transmembrane O-mannosyltransferase targeting cadherins 4. Gene Ontology annotation, molecular function: protein binding; mannosyltransferase activity. The record is from RefSeq and is a predicted model, not a curated record. Gene Ontology annotation, biological process: protein O-linked glycosylation via mannose; endoplasmic reticulum unfolded protein response. Gene Ontology annotation, cellular component: endoplasmic reticulum. Lineage: Eukaryota; Metazoa; Chordata; Mammalia; Primates; Cebidae.
GGCAGCCCCUCCCCCUGCCAGGUCCGGGCGGGCUCCCGGCGCCGCCGGAGUUUCCGCACCCGGGAGGGAGAUGCGGUCGCGGCUCGGGCUCCUUGCAGAUUCCUAACCAGCAUAAUGCUGGAGCCGGAGGCCACCAGCCUGCAGUUUUCAGAAUGGCCGAGUUGGAUGCCGAUUUGGAUCACAUCCUUCCCUCUCCUGUUCUUCCUCCUUUCUGGGCUAAGUUAGUAGUGGGAUUGGUGGCCAUUGUGUGUUUUGCACGGAGCUAUGAUGGAGACUUUGUCUUUGAUGAUUCAGAAGCUAUUGUUAACAAUAAGGACCUCCAAGCAGAAACACCCCUCGGCGACCUGUGGCACCAUGACUUCUGGGGCAGUCGACUGAGCAGCAACACCAGCCACAAGUCCUACCGACCUCUCACUGUCCUGACUUUCAGGAUUAACUACUACCUGUCGGGAGGCUUCUACCCCAUGGGCUUUCACGUGGUCAACAUCCUCCUUCAUGGUGGCAUCUCUGUCCUCAUGGUGGACGUCUUCUCGGUUCUGUUUGGUGGCCUACAGUACACCAGUAAAGGCCGGAGGCUACACCUCGCCCCCAGGGCGUCCCUGCUGGCUGCACUGCUGUUUGCUGUCCAUCCUGUGCACACCGAAUGUGUUGCUGGUGUUGUCGGCCGUGCAGACCUCCUGUGUGCCCUGUUCUUCUUGUUAUCUUUCCUUGGCUACUGUAAAGCAUUUAGAGAAAGUACCAAGGAGGGAACAUAUUCUUCCACCUUCUGGGUGCUGCUGAGUAUCUUUCUGGGAGCAGUGGCCAUGCUGUGCAAAGAGCAAGGGAUCACCGUGCUGGGUUUGAAUGCAGUAUUUGACAUCUUGGUGAUAGGCAAAUUCAAUGUUCUGGAAAUUGUCCAGAAGGUACUACAUAAGGACAAGUCAUUAGAGAAUCUUGGCAUGCUCAGGAAUGGGGGCCUCCUCUUCAGAAUGACCCUGCUCACCUCCGGCGGGGCCGGGAUGCUCUAUGUGCGCUGGAGGAUCAUGGGCACCGGCCCGCCCGCCUUCACCGAGGUGGACAACCCGGCCUCCUUUGCCGACAGCGUGCUGGUGAGGGCCAUAAACUAUAAUUACUACUAUUCAUUGAAUGCCUGGCUGCUGCUGUGUCCCUGGUGGCUGUGUUUUGAUUGGUCAAUGGGCUGCAUCCCCCUCAUUAAGUCGGUCAGCGACUGGAGGGUAAUUGCACUUGCAGCACUCUGGUUCUGCCUAAUUGGCCUAAUAUGCCAAGCCCUGUGCUCUGAAGAUGGCCACAAGAGAAGGAUCCUUACUCUGGGCCUGGGAUUUCUCGUUAUCCCAUUUCUCCCCGCGAGUAACCUGUUCUUCCGAGUGGGCUUUGUGGUUGCGGAGCGAGUCCUCUACCUCCCCAGCGUCGGGUACUGUGUGCUGCUGACUUUUGGAUUUGGAGCCCUGAGCAAACACACCAAGAAAAAGAAACUCAUCGCAGCUGUCGUGCUGGGGAUCGUACUCAUCAACAUGCUGAGGUGCGUGGUGCGCAGUGGCCAGUGGCGGAGUGAGGAACAGCUUUUCAGAAGCGCCCUGUCUGUGUGUCCCCUCAAUGCUAAGGUUCACUACAACAUUGGCAAAAACCUGGCUGAUAAAGGCAACCAGACAGCCGCCAUCAGAUAUUACCGGGAAGCUGUAAGAUUAAAUCCCAAGUAUGUUCAUGCCAUGAAUAAUCUUGGAAAUAUCUUAAAAGAAAGGAAUGAACUACAGGAAGCUGAGGAGCUGCUGUCUUUGGCUGUUCAAAUACAGCCAGACUUUGCUGCUGCAUGGAUGAAUCUAGGCAUAGUGCAGAACAGCCUGAAACGGUUUGAAGCAGCCGAGCAAAGUUACCGGACGGCGAUUAAACACAGAAGGAAAUACCCAGAUUGUUACUACAACCUCGGGCGUCUGUAUGCAGAUCUCAAUCGCCAUGUGGAUGCCUUGAAUGCAUGGAGAAAUGCCACCGUGCUGAAACCAGAGCACAGCCUGGCCUGGAACAACAUGAUAAUACUCCUCGACAAUACAGGUAAUUUAGCCCAAGCUGAAGCAGUUGGAAGAGAGGCACUGGGAUUAAUACCUAAUGAUCACUCUCUCAUGUUCUCGUUGGCAAACGUGCUGGGGAAAUCCCAGAAAUACAAGGAAUCUGAAGCUUUAUUCCUCAAGGCAAUUAAAGCAAAUCCAAAUGCUGCAAGUUACCAUGGUAAUUUGGCUGUGCUUUAUCAUCGCUGGGGACAUCUAGACUUGGCCAAGAAACACUAUGAAAUCUCCUUGCAGCUUGACCCCACGGCAUCAGGAACUAAGGAGAAUUAUGGUCUGCUAAGAAGAAAGCUAGAACAAAUGCAAAAGAAAGAUGUCUGAUCCUUUUUCCUUCAUGUUUUGAGUUUGCGCGUGUGUGUGCAUGAGGCAUAUCAUUAAUAAUAUGUGGUUACAUUUAACCAUUUAAAAGUCUUAGACAUGUUAUUUAUUUUGUUGAUUUUUCUAUGAAAACAGACAUGCAAAAAGAUUACAACACCAGCAAUAUACUCUUGAAUGCUUGAUGUGACUUUUGCAUUGAAAUUGUAUUUUUUCAGACAACUCAAAUGUAAUUCUAAGAUCCAAAAAGUCGUCUUUUUUUAAUUAAACAGAAAAAGAGAAAAAAUUAUCUUGAGCAACUUUUAGUAGAAUUGAACAUACAUUUAGGAUCUGAGCCUUGCCGUGUAUGGACCAGCACUACUAAACUUCAGUUAUGGCCGAGAAAGGACAGACUGACUCCUACAAUUUGUAUAAAUAAUGAACGUGUCUGUAUAUUAGCAUUUUUAUUUAAUGACAAAACAAAUUAAGAUUCUUGUUUUUUAUCUCUCUUUUUUUUAAACAAUAUACUGUGAACUUCAUUUGUAAGGAAAUAUUUAUUUGUAUUUUUAUGUUUUGAAUAGGGCAAAUGAUGAGGAAUGGAAAUUUUAACAUUAAUAUAUCUAUUUGCUUUUCCCCACAGGAAGAAAUUGACUCUUGCAGUAGUUUUUGGAUGCUCUGACUUGUGCAAUUUCAAUAUAAAGGAGGUUAUAUAUAAUAUUUUACAUAGACGGUUACUAUCAAUAGAAAGUUGAAGCCACACUUCAGGCAAGAGCAGGCAGCCUCACAUCGUUAUUUUUGUUACGUCCAGGGUUAAGAGGGCAACACAUCUACGUAAGCUGCUUUUUAGUGUUUUUAACUGUAAAGCCAUUUUCCAUUCUGCUUAAUGAAACUACAGACAUUAUCCAGAAAAUGCAAAAUUUUUCUCUCAAAUGGAGCCACAUUCGGGGAAUUUGUGGUAUUUUUAGGAAUUGAGUUGUUCCUGCUGUUUUAUUUCAUCCAAACAAUGUUUUCUUCUCUGUAUGCUGUUGACCGAAUAAUUUAUGCAAUCUCUAUAAUUUCUUAUGCAGUAAAAUUAUUACACAAACUAGCAUGAAAAUGUCA